Eruca vesicaria subsp. sativa (arugula) is the source of this 976-nucleotide messenger RNA. The record is from the annotation of a GenBank genome assembly. NCBI's taxonomy places the organism in Eukaryota, Viridiplantae, Streptophyta, Magnoliopsida, Brassicales, Brassicaceae.
ACAACUAAUAAAAAAGAACGCAUCUUCUUUUAGAUCACAAGCUUUGAACGUUAGCAAGAAUUAUGUACCUACCACCAGUCUCUUGCUUACUAUAUAGAUAUUCCCAUUAAACGUUAUAGAAAUCAUUUCUGUAAGAUCAUACAUACGCAAGCUACCUGUUUAUAAACCUCUACACUCUCAACUUAAAAAAUGGGAACUGAGAUGGUAAUGGUUCACGAUGUUCCUUUUCCUCCACAAAUCAUUACUUCCAAGCCCCUCUCUCUUCUUGGCCAAGGAAUCACGGACAUCGAGAUCCAUUUUCUUCAAGUGAAGUUCACAGCCAUAGGAGUUUACUUAGAUCCUUCAGAUGCUAAAACAUAUCUUGAAAAAUGGAAAGGCAAGACCGGAAAAGAUCUUGCCGGUGAUGACGACUUCUUCGACGCCUUGGCCUCCGGGGAGAUUGAGAAAGUUAUACGAGUGGUGGUGAUAAAGGAAAUAAAAGGAGCUCAGUACGGAGUGCAGCUAGAGAAUUCAGUGAGAGAUCGUUUGGCUGCUGAGGAUAAGUACGAGGAGGAAGAAGAAACAGAGCUCGAGAAAGUUGUAGGUUUUUUUCAGUCUAAGUACUUCAAGACUCAUUCCAUCAUCACUUACCAUUUCUCAGCCAAAGAUAGCAUUUGCGAGAUUGGGUUUGAGACGGAAGGUAAAGAAGAGGAGAAACUGAAAGUAGAGAAUGCGAAUGUGGUGGGGAUGAUGCAGAAGUGGUACUUGUCUGGAAGUAGAGGAGUUUCACCGUCCACCAUCGUCUCCCUUGCUGAUUCGCUGUCCGCAGUUUUAACCUAAACUCUCUUAUAUAAUAAGCAUCUAUGUGUGUUUUAUGUUGUUGUAUUAUGUCUUUUGUUAAGUGAGACAUCGUGUCUGGUUAUCUUUAUAAAAUGAUUAAUGGUUCCUGGCUAUUCUAUUUUGUCUUUGUAGUUUAAUAUUGAAAUCACAGAGCAAC